GGCCGGUUCGCAUGUGUAUGGAUUUCCACUCGCAUCCGUCGGGUUCGCGCGUAGUUCCGGGAAACGGACUUAGUGGCGCCGCCAUGGACUCAGAUUCUAGUGAAUAAGCACGAAAUUCAAAUAUUGUGUGUGCCAACAGAAAAAGAGAAGAAAACAAAAGAAUAUAUCGAGAAAUGAGUGCAAAUCUAUUUUAAAUGGUGUGCAAUUAAAGGAGCCACAGCGAGAAUACUUGACAAAAUGCAUUUGUGCGAGAUGCGUGGCAUGCCGCGUCGGUUGCAACCUCAGUGCUUAGCCAACGAAAGCGAAAUUCAAAUUAAAAUUGAGAAUAAAAUUAAAAAUACGAAUGGAAAGAGCAGGGAGAUCAAACGCCGACACAGAAACAAUCGAAAUGCUCCCGAGGAGGGGCUAAAAAUAAUCCAAGUCGAUCGUAGUCGACGGGUGAUAUUCCCACUGCUGCUGCUCCUCACGGGAUUAAAUGGAUUAACUCAAGUUGGAGCGCUCAAGGGUGAAAAUCCACGCAUCACCGAGCAUCCCAUGGACGAGACGGUGCCAAAAAAUGAUCCAUUUACGUUUAAUUGCCAGGCCGAGGGCAAUCCAACACCAACCAUUCAAUGGUUUAAGGACGGUCGCGAACUGAAGUCGGAUACGGGUUCGCAUCGCAUGAUUCUGCCCGCCGGGGGAUUAUUCUUUCUCAAGGUUAUCCACUCACGUCGAGAGAGCGAUGCGGGCACAUAUUGGUGCGAAGCCAAAAACGAGUUUGGCGUGGCCCGUUCCAGGAAUGCAACGUUGCAAGUGGCAUUUCUCCGGGACGAAUUCCGUUUGGAGCCGGCAAAUACCCGCGUGGCCCAAGGCGAAGUGGCCCUGAUGGAAUGCGGUGCCCCCCGAGGAUCUCCGGAGCCGCAAAUCUCGUGGCGCAAGAAUGGCCAGACCCUGAAUCUUGGCGGGAACAAGCGGAUUCGCAUUGUCGAUGGUGGUAACCUGGCCAUACAGGAAGCCAGGCAAUCAGACGACGGACGGUAUCAGUGUGUGGUCAAGAAUGUGGCUGGCACCCGGGAAUCGGCCACCGUCUUCCUGAAAGUUCACGUUCGCCCCUUCCUCAUCCGUGGACCCCAGAAUCAGACGGCUGUGGUGGGCAGCUCGGUGGUCUUCCAGUGCCGCAUUGGAGGCGAUCCCCUGCCCGAUGUCCUGUGGCGACGCACUGCCUCCGGCGGCAAUAUGCCACUGCGUCGUGUGCACGUACUUGAGGACCGCAGUCUGAAGCUGGACGACGUCACGCUGGAGGACAUGGGCGAGUACAGUUGCGAGGCGGACAAUGCGGUGGGCGGCAUCACGGCCACGGGCAUCCUCACCGUUCACGCACCCCCCAAAUUCGUGAUACGCCCCAAGAAUCAGCUGGUGGAGAUCGGUGAUGAAGUGCUGUUCGAGUGCCAGGCGAAUGGACAUCCCCGGCCAACCCUCUAUUGGUCGGUGGAGGGCAACAGCUCACUUCUGCUGCCCGGCUAUCGGGAUGGCCGUAUGGAAGUAACGCUGACGCCCGAGGGUCGCUCUGUACUUUCAAUAGCUCGAUUUGCCCGCGAGGAUUCCGGAAAGGUGGUCACUUGCAAUGCCCUGAAUGCCGUGGGCAGUGUGAGCAGUCGAACGGUGGUCAGUGUGGAUACGCAAUUCGAGUUGCCACCGCCGAUUAUUGAACAGGGUCCGGUGAAUCAAACGCUGCCCGUGAAAUCCAUUGUGGUUCUGCCCUGUCGAACUCUGGGUACUCCGGUGCCACAGGUCUCGUGGUAUCUGGAUGGCAUACCCAUCGAUGUGCAGGAGCACGAACGUAGGAAUCUCUCGGAGUCAGGAGCCCUAACCAUUUCGGAUCUUCAGCGACACGAAGAUGAGGGCUUAUACACCUGCGUGGCUAGCAAUCGCAAUGGCAAAUCCUCUUGGAGUGGCUACCUACGUUUGGACACCCCAACUAAUCCGAAUAUCAAGUUCUUCCGGGCGGCAGAACUUUCCACCUAUCCAGGACCACCGGGAAAACCGCAAAUGGUGGAGAAGGGCGAAAAUUCGGUGACUCUCAGCUGGACGAGGAGCAACAAAGUGGGCGGCUCCAGUCUGGUGGGCUAUGUAAUCGAGAUGUUUGGCAAAAACGAAACGGAUGGCUGGGUGGCUGUGGGCACCAGGCUGCAAAACACGACGUUCACCCAAACGGGUUUGCUGCCGGGUGUGAAUUACUUCUUCCUAAUUCGGGCCGAGAACUCCCAUGGCUUAUCACUGCCUAGUCCGAUGUCGGAACCUAUUACGGUGGGAACGCGGUACUUCAAUAGUGGCCUGGAUCUGAGCGAGGCUCGUGCCAGUCUACUGUCCGGAGAUGUUGUGGAGCUGAGCAACGCUAGUGUGGUGGACUCCACCAGCAUGAAGCUCACCUGGCAGAUCAUCAAUGGCAAAUACGUCGAGGGUUUCUAUGUCUAUGCGAGACAGUUGCCAAAUCCAAUAGUCAACAAUCCGGCGCCCGUUACGACCAAUACCAAUCCGCUGCUGGGCUCCGCAUCCGCCUCGGCAUCCGCAUUGAUUUCGACAAAGCCAAAUAUUGCCGCUGCCGGCAAACGUGAUGGGGAGACCAACCAGAAUGGAGGAGUCGGAGGUGGAGGAGGAACUCCAGCCCCACAGAGCACCAAGUAUCGCAUGCUGACGAUUCUGAACGGAGGUGGCGCCUCAUCCUGCACCAUCACCGGUCUCGUCCAGUACACGCUGUAUGAAUUUUUCAUCGUGCCAUUUUACAAAUCCGUCGAGGGCAAGCCGUCGAAUUCGCGCAUCGCCCGCACCCUUGAAGAUGUUCCCACUGAGGCACCAUAUGGAAUGGAGGCUCUGCUGCUUAAUUCCUCAGCGGUGUUCCUGAAAUGGAAGGCUCCGGAACUCAAGGAUCGUCAUGGAGUUCUCUUGAACUAUCACGUCAUAGUCCGAGGCAUUGACACUGCUCACAAUUUCUCACGAAUUCUGACAAAUGUCACCAUCGAUGCCGCCUCGCCUACUUUGGUUUUGGCCAAUCUCACCGAAGGCGUGAUGUACACGGUGGGCGUGGCAGCCGGAAAUAAUGCCGGAGUUGGUCCAUAUUGCGUCCCAGCCACUUUGCGUUUGGAUCCCAUCACCAAGCGGCUCGAUCCGUUCAUCAAUCAGCGCUAUCCCAUCAAUCAGGACCAUGUUAACGAUGUGCUGACACAGCCCUGGUUCAUAAUACUCCUGGGCGCCAUCCUGGCCAUUCUUAUGCUGUCCUUUGGCGCAAUGGUCUUUGUGAAGCGCAAGCACAUGAUGAUGAAGCAGUCGGCCCUAAACACCAUGCGUGGCAAUCACACGAGCGACGUGCUGAAAAUGCCGAGUCUAUCGGCUCGCAAUGGAAACGGCUACUGGCUGGACUCCUCCACCGGCGGAAUGGUGUGGCGCCCCUCGCCCGGCAGCGAUUCGCUGGAGAUGCAAAAGGAUCACAUAGCCGACUAUGCGCCGGUCUGUGGUGCCCCAGGCUCCCCGGCCGGCGGUGGUGCCGGUUCCGGUGGAUCCGGUGGUGCGGGCAGCGGUGCCAGCGGCGGCGAUGACAUUCAUGGAGGACACGGCACCGAACGCAAUCAGCAGCGGUACGUGGGCGAGUACUCCAACAUACCGACCGACUAUGCCGAAGUGUCCAGUUUUGGCAAGGCACCCAGUGAAUAUGGGCGGCAUGGUAAUGCCUCCCCGGCCCCCUAUGCCACCUCUUCGAUUUUGAGUCCCCACCAGCAGCAGCAGCAACCUCGUUAUCAACAGCGACCAGUUCCCGGCUAUAACCUCCAGCGUCCCAUGCAUCCGCACUACCAACAGCAGCAGCAGCAGCAACAGCAGCAACAGGCACACCAGCAACAUCAGGCGCACCAGCAACUGCCCCCCAGCAACAUCUAUCAGCAAAUGUCCACCACCAGCGAGAUAUAUCCCACGAAUACCGGGCCACCGCGCUCCGUCUACUCCGAGCAGUAUUACUAUCCCAAGGACAAGCAAAGGCACAUCCAUAUCACCGAGAAUAAGUUGAGCAACUGUCAUACUUAUGAGGCGGCUCCGGGGGCCAAGCAGUCCUCGCCCAUCACCUCGCAAUUUGCGAGUGUGAGGCGUCAGCAAUUGCCGCCGAACUGCAGUAUUGGUAGGGAUAGUGCCCGCUUCAAGGUGCUGAACACGGAUCAGGGCAAGAACCAGCAGAAUCUCCUGGAUCUCGAUGGUUCCUCGUUGUGCUACAAUGGACUGGCGGACUCUGGUUGCGGUGGUUCCCCCUCACCGAUGGCCAUGCUGAUGUCACACGAGGAUGAGCACGCUCUGUACCACACGGCGGAUGGGGAACUGGACGACAUGGAGCGACUGUAUGUCAAGGUGGACGAGCAACAGCCUCCGCAGCAGCAGCAGCAGCUGAUGCCACUGGUUCCCCAACAUCCAGCGGAUGGACAUCUGCAGUCCUGGCGAAACCAGAGCACACGGGGCAGUCGGAAGAAUGCCCAGGAGGUCAGCAAGGAGCCGAAUGAGUUGAUCUACGCCCCCGGAAGUGUGGCCAGCGAAAGGAGUCUGCUGAGCAACUCGGGCAGUGGCACCAGCAGCCAGCCGGCUGGCCACAAUGUCUGACCUUUGCCCUCUGGUUCAGCCCUGGGCCAGUCGCAAUCCAAAUCCAAGUCCCAAACGCAGUCCCAGAGCGAUCUGCAGUCCCAGGAGCAACUUUAUGCCCGGGAAGUAAGGGAACUACUCGCCUGGUGCGAACGCUUCAACAACGGAGGAGUGGAGAACUUUGAGUAGGUUGGGAAAGGGUAUUUGGAAAGGGGAGGUGCCAAGGGAAAGGGUAUGCGAUGGGAAAGGAGUACUGAUUUAAAAGCUAGGAAGGAGCGCCAGGGGAUCGAAUGAAAUCGACUUGAUGUAGUAAAGUGGUUUCGUUUUCUUGCAGUUUUUGUUUUUAUUUAAUUUUCUUGAACAUUCGUUUCGUGUUCGAUUUCCUUUAAAUUAAUAAUUUUAAAUGGAACAAAAUAAUUGUUUUUAUGAUCAUACAGCAAAAGGAAUCACUUUAAUUUACAGAAAAUCAAAUUUAAUCUUGUUCCCCUGGCUGCAUUUGUCACAAACGAAAAUGUGACCAAGACUGAGACUGACAGAGUGCGAGAAUCGUGUGAGAAUUACUUUUAAUUUGAUUAGUAUUACAAGGUUUCGUUUCUAUAUGAAGAAAAGCCGAGCUCUCUGAACUUUUGAGCCAUCGGCCCUAUGCUAGUGAUAGACAUAUUACCCUAUUUCUCCAUCUCUCCUACUCUAUCUAUCUCUAACUCGCGCUAAAUCUCUGACUAAGAAACUGCUUUCGUUAUCACACUCUAGGCUAAGAUUAGAUAUAGCAAGAUCAUUGUAAAUUAAAGAAAAAAGUAUGAUAAGUUCCUCCAAGUAUGCAGACGAUGAUAGCCAAAACGCUGCGUUAGCUUUAGAUUAUAUGGAAACCCAAUUUAGAUAGAACGAUGGGCAGCAUUUUGUUUGUUACUUAAGGGUUCGUAAUUAGGCUUAGAGUUCAGACAGAUACCGAUUCAAUACCCAUGAAUGUUUAUCCACUAAGUGUACAUAUUGUACUAGCACUAGCUGUAGUUAAUCGUAUGUACGUGUAUGUAUCUCUAUAAAUAUCAAAUGAAUUAUUCAACCUAAUUAUGCAAAUGUGAACACAAAUGAGUAGACAUAACAAAUAAUACUUAAACAUAAAGAGUAACGGACAAGUGAAUAAAUUGUGCAUAUAGUAAUUUAAACUGUAAUAAUUAUAGCAGCCCACACGCCCCAUUAAUUAGUUGUUGUUUAAAUACCCAUAUACAUGCAUACACACUUAUAUAACCCAUUUAGUAAUAGAAACUGCAUUAAAAAAUACCACCAAGGCAUAUAUGAAAAACAAUCCUUCAAUUUUGAGCCAAGAAAAGCAAGAAAAUCCUUUUUGUUCCCUUCUUUGGUUCGCACUAAUGAACUGUAUGAAAAGGCAGCCAAUUAAAUAUAUAUAGGUAUAUCCAUCGAUUUAAGCCGAAGUCUGCGUUGAGGACUUUCAGCGAACACAAGUUCAUUUAGCAUGUUGUUUAUCGCACCCCGAAAAUGAUGGAAAUUAAGUGCAUUUUGUAUGUGUGUCUAUGCGUAAUUGUAAUUAUUGAUAUUGAAUACGUAUUUACAAUGUAGCAAUUACAAAAGCAAAAUAAAAAAAUGCCAUAAUUAUGAAAUUAAA
Molecule: messenger RNA, 6214 nt
Organism: Drosophila subpulchrella
Lineage: Eukaryota; Metazoa; Arthropoda; Insecta; Diptera; Drosophilidae
Product: protein sax-3
Exons: 14
Coding region: 238-4614 (1458 amino acids)
Molecular function (GO): protein binding
Source: RefSeq, a predicted model, not a curated record